Chaetura pelagica (chimney swift) is the source of this 912-nucleotide messenger RNA. It is a transcript of the gene DOK3, whose product is annotated as docking protein 3. Gene Ontology annotation, biological process: cell surface receptor protein tyrosine kinase signaling pathway; positive regulation of MAPK cascade. NCBI's taxonomy places the organism in Eukaryota, Metazoa, Chordata, Aves, Apodiformes, Apodidae. Gene Ontology annotation, molecular function: protein binding. Bases 1 to 912 code for a protein of 303 amino acids. The record is from RefSeq and is a predicted model, not a curated record. The transcript has 5 exons. Gene Ontology annotation, cellular component: cytoplasm.
AUGGAGAGAGCUGUGAAGGAUGGGAUCCUCUAUGUGCAGCACUCCAAGUUUGGAAAGAGGUCCUGGAGGAAGAUGAGAGCCCAGCUUUUUGCUGCCAGCCCCUCUGGCGUAGCCCGCAUGGAGAAGUUUGACGUGCGGGAUGAUGGCGCGGUGCUGGAGAACACCUCCCUGCGGCGCUGCCCCCGCCGGGUGAUCCGCCUCUCAGACUGCGUCUCCGUGGGCCCGGCCAGCACAGAGAGCUGCCCCAAAGCCACCACUGCCUUCUAUCUCACCACCACGGAGAAGAGCUAUGUGCUGGCAGCUGAGCAGGGGGACGAGUGGAUCACCCAGCUCUGCCAGCUGGCUUUCCAGGGUGCAAAGGAGAUGGCACAGAGCAAUGCCAGGACCCAGCCCAGCCUUGCUGUCCCUAUGGAAGAGAACUCCCUCUACUCCUCCUGGCAGGACUUGACUGAAUUCUUGGUGCUGGUGGUCAGGACAGAUGCAGCCACCCGCUGCAGCCUGCACGGGCACUACCUGCUCUCGGUCCUGCCCCAGAGCCUAACGCUGAAGGACCCGCAGACCCGCUCCUCCCUGCUCACCUGGCCCUACCUCUUCCUCCGCAAGUUUGGCCAGGAUCAGCUGGUCCUCCUCCUUGUCUGCUUUCCCGUUGUUCCCAUGAACCCUAAUGCCAGGAUCACACCUUCUUCACUUGCAGAGAUGGGUGAUAUGGAGUCCUACAAGGUGAUGCUGAACGGGCCAGCGCCCUGGGGCUUCAGGCUGCAGGGAGGGAAGGAUUUCAGCAUGCCACUCUCCAUCUCCAGGGUAAGAGAAGCCAAGACCUGUGACACCCAUCUUUCCCCUGCCUCUGUGGGUGGGAGCCAUGAAGGAUGCAUCCAGGUGGCUGAGGCAGAGCUGUAUGGGGGAUGUGGAUGA